AUGUUCUACUACACUCAAGAUCAAGCCGACGAGUUUCUAAGCAAAGUCACUGCCGAUCAUAUGGCAGUGGAUGUUGUAGGCCGCAAGUUGGGUGGUUUUGUAAUGAGCUGCUCUGACGAGUGGUUUGCUGAAGCAAGAAACCUGCUGGAACCCAAAGCUCCAAUCAGAGACGCAACUAAAUUCGUGCAUGCAGGCGCCUGGUACGAUGGAUGGGAAACUCGCCGUCACAAUGCGAACGAAUACGACUGGACCAUCAUGAAGAUGGGCGUUGCCGCGGCUCAUAUCGUGGGCUGCGAAGUUGACACAGCCUUUUUCAACGGAAACCACGCCCCAGCCAUCUCUGUCGAAGCUCUAUACGCGGAGAACGAAAAGCACAUAGCUGAAAACGACCCUCGCUGGGAAGAAGUUAUCCCCAAGAAAGAGUGCGGGCCUUCUCAGCGACAAUUCAUGCUACGUAAAGCUGCGACCGACAAAAGAUACACACAUAUCAAGUUGAAGAUGUACCCAGACGGUGGCAUUGCUAGAUUCAGACUUUACGGCCGUGUCGUGCCCCCAACCGAUGCACUUAUGAAGUCCUUGGGAGUCAUUGACCUUGCAUCUGCUUGUAACGGUGGUGUUGCCCUUCGCGUGUCUGACCAGCAUUUCGGCUCUGCCGACAACCUGCUGCUGCCAGGCCGUGGUCACGACAUGUCCGAUGGCUGGGAAACCAAGCGUUCUCGUACCCCCGGCCACGUAGAUUGGGCUAUCAUUCAAUUGGGUAAGCGUACUUCAAAGAUCACUACUGUAAUUGUCGACACCGCUCAUUUCAGAGGUAACUUUCCUCAGUACGUUACUGUACAUGGCAUCGAUUGCUCAUCCUCUACUCCACCAGCUCAUGACGAUCCUAAGUGGUUCUCUUUAGUGGGCAAGUCUAAGACCGGCCCCGAUUUGGAACACGAGUUUGAGGUCACUGACUCCCAUAAGACGGCUACUCACAUCAAGCUUACAAUCAUUCCGGAUGGUGGUGUUAAGCGUAUCCGUGUUUUCGGAAACUAG
Lachancea nothofagi CBS 11611 is the source of this 1035-nucleotide messenger RNA. NCBI's taxonomy places the organism in Eukaryota, Fungi, Ascomycota, Saccharomycetes, Saccharomycetales, Saccharomycetaceae. The record is from the annotation of a GenBank genome assembly.